AUGUCCAACCCAGAGGACUAUACAGUGGGAUGGAUAUGUGCUAUUAUCAAAGAGUAUGUCGCGGCACAAGCCUUUCUUGAUGAGAUGUAUCCCCGUCCCGAGUUCGUGGCUUGCAAUGACAGCAAUACCUACACACUGGGAAGAAUGGGGAAGCAUAAAGUUGUGGUAGCUGUGCUUCCCGACGGAGAGUAUGGCAUAUCCGCUGCAACAGGGGUCGUGAAGGAUAUGCUACACAGCUUCCCUAACGUCAGAAUCGGCCUUAUGGUUGGUGUUGGCGGUGGAGCACCCAAUCGAAAGCAUGAUAUCCGGCUGGGCGAUAUUGUCGUCAGUGCUCCUCGUGAUGGCAGUGGCGGUGUGUUCCAGUACGACUUCGGUAAGACGAUUCAGGAUCAGAAAUUCUGCACCACUGGGUUCUUGAACCAGCCUCCGACCCUCCUGCGUUGCGCUAUGGCCGACAUCAGGGCCAAAUUUGAGAUGGAAGGCCACCAGCUUGAAGCUGCCAUUGAGGCUGUUCUCGAAAGUAAACCAAAGCUUCGCAGGAACUACAAGCGGCCGAACCAAGACAGUGAUAGACUGUAUCAAAGUGAAGUUGUCCAUCCCGUAGCUGAUGAUGGGGCCUGUGUCACGACCUGUGGUGAUGGUCCGCCAACACUGAUAGUACGGCCUGAGAGAACCGAUGAAGAUGAAAACCCUACAAUCCACUACGGCCUGAUUGCUUCAGCAAACCAGCUAAUGAAGGAUGCUUUCGUUCGGGACCAACUUGCCAUAGAGAAGGAUGUGUUAUGCUUUGAAAUGGAAGCGGCCGGGUUGAUGAACCAGUUUCCUUGUCUAGUAAUCCGCGGUAUAUGCGAUUAUUCAGAUUCCCAUAAAAACAAGGAGUGGCAAGGUUAUGCAGCAAUGACGGCUGCCGCAUAUACAAAGGACCUCCUUUGUUGCAUCCCUCCGAGUAAGGUCGAGGCCGAGAAAAAGAUCAAAGACAUCCUUUCUGAUAUCGUGACGAGCAUUGGAAACAUCGACUUAAAGUUGACUAGAAAGGAAGAUCUUGAAAUACUCAAAUGGCUCAGCCCAACUGAUUAUGAUGCGGAGCAGAACGAUCAUUUCAGAAAAAGACAGGACAAUACCGGACAAUGGCUUGUCAACUCCCCUGAAUUUCGAAAGUGGAUUGAGACCAGUGGGCAAACAUUGUUUUGUCCAGGGAUUCCUGGAGCAGGAAAGACAAUAAUGGCGUCAACAGUGAUUGAGCAUCUGAAGACUCGCUUCUCGGAAGAUGAGUCUGCUGGUAUUGGCUACCUUUAUUUUAACUUUAGGCGUCAAGGCCAGAAGGUGCAGGAUCUCUUUAGCAGUUUGCUUAUGCAACUUAGCCAAGGCUGGCCAGCUCUCCCGGAUUCCGUUACAACACUCUACAAGAAACAUCAGACAAAGCGCACUCGGCCUCAGAUUGAUGAGAUACUGGAAUCUCUUCAAUCUAUAAUAUCGAUGUAUGCGAGAGUAUUCAUUGUUGUGGACGCACUCGAUGAAUAUCAGUCCUCUGAUGGCUGUCUGGAUACAUUUUUAACCGACAUAUUCAAGAUCCAGGAUAAGACUCAAUUAAACAUCUUGGCGACAUCGAGACAUAUCGCGGAAAUUGCAGCGAGAUUUCAUGGAGGUAGUUCUCUGGAAAUACGAGCUGUAGACGAAGAUGUGCGAACGUAUCUGGCUGGCCAAAUGGACAGAUUGCCAAAUUUCGUCCGGCGGGAUGCCGAUUUACAAAAUCGAAUAAGGACCACAAUAGCUCAGGCCGUCAAUGGAAUGUUUCUUCUUGCUUCAUUACAUAUAGACACCCUCUCUAGAGAGCCUACAGUCGGUCAUCUCGAACUGGCUUUGAAUGCUUUGCCCAAGGGACUGGAUGAAACAUAUGACCAGGCUUUGGUGCGCAUUGAAAGGCAAGGCGGGGGACUCCAACAAUUAGCAAAGGCGGUCUUGUCUUGGCUUGUGUUUGCACGCAGACAGCUUUCCCCAGCUGAGCUUCAAUGCGCCCUUGCGAUUAAGCCUGGAAGUUCGAAGCUGGACAGAAAUUUUAUCCCUGAUAUUGAAAUGAUAGGAUCUAUCUGCGCAGGUCUGGUCACAAUAGACACUGAAAGCAACGUCAUUCGGGUGGUCCAUACGACAACGCAGGAAUAUUUCGAGCGCACACACGACCGAUGGUUGCCGAAUGCAGAAAAUGACAUUACAAGAGCUUGCAUCACGUACCUUUUAUUUGACGAAUUUAAGAGUGGUCCCUGCCUAUCCGAUGAUGAGUUUGAGGAGCGUCUGGAAUCAAACCAACUCUACUCCUACGCAAUAGAUCAUUGCGUUUGUUCCCUCCAAGCUUCUACAGAGUUACAUGAAGAAACAAUGAUAUUCUUAAAGUCCAAGGAAAGUUUAGAAGCCGCAAUUCAAACUUAUAUGGUUGGGAAAUAUAUCCUUCUCAAGCAUCUAGAUGGCAAUUAUAGUCAAUCAUUCCUAAAGGGAGUGAGCAUGCUUCAUGUGGCAGCCCAUUGCGGAAUGAAGGGGGUAGUAGAGACCCUUCUUUUAAACGGAGUUGAGCCCUCUGCAAAAGAUGACUCAAAUCAAACGCCGCUCGUUUAUGCCGCCACAAGUGGGUAUGAGACUAUAGUAAAGCAGCUUCUCGAUGCCGACCAGACUGGUGUUGAUUUGAUGGAUAUAGACGACCGAACACCGCUUUCAUAUGUUGCCGAACUUGGCCAUGCUGGUGUUGCUAGGCUAUUACUUGAUACUAGCAAGGCCAAAGUUCAAGUUGACUUGAGAGAUAAAGUUGGUCGAACACCUCUUUCAUAUGCGGCAAAAUAUGGCCAUCUGAAUAUAGUCAAGCUACUACUUGAAACGGGAAAUGCGAUGACCGACUUGAAAGAUGAGAAAGACCGAUCACCAUUAUCAUAUGCUGCUGAGAAUGGCCAUGAUGCUGUGGUCAAGCUACUACUCGAAACCGGUGAUGUUAAUACCGACUCAAAAGAUGAGAAUGGCCGGUCACCACUGUCAUAUGCGGCUGAGGAGGGCGACGAGGCUACAACUAAGCUGCUUCUUUGUACCAACACUGUUGAGAUUAAAUACAAAGACAAAAGUGGCCGGUCACCUCUAUCAUAUGCCGCUGAAAAUGGUUGUGAUGUUGUAGUCAAGCUACUACUUGAAGCCGGUGAUAUUAAUACCGACUCAAAAGAUGAGAAUGGCCGGUCACCACUUUCAUAUGCGGCUGAGGAAGGCAACGAGGCUGUGGUUAAGCUGCUACUUGACCUAAACCCAACUGACGUCAACUCAAAGGACAAUUAUAAUAUGACACCGCUUUCAUAUGCUGCCAAUAAUAAUCAUGAAAGCAUUGCUAAGAUACUAUUUGACAAAUGGAAUGGUGACGUUCGGGCAGCUAGUGACUGUCCGGCGGACAUGUUCCGCAGGUCCAUCCUGCAUAAACCAAUAGUGGACAUACUGCUCGAAAAUGGAAAGCUGGAUAUUGUCUCAGAGAAUGGUCGAUCUCCGCUCUUCUGGGCAGCCAGAGCCGGCGCCAAGACGAUAGUUGAACGGCUUCUCAAUUCAGGGAAGGUUAAUGUUAACUCGAAGGACAUAUUCUUUGGCCGCACACCGUUGUCAUGGGCUACUGAAGGAGGGAAAGAAGAAAUGGUUCAGCUGCUCCUCGAUGUACCAAACGUUGACGUCAACCUGCAGAGCAGUGACGGCCAGUCGCCAUUGGCUUUAGCUGCUGUGCGGGGGAGUGAGGCUAUAACAAAGCGUUUGCUCAACACAGGGAAGGUUGAAAUUGAUUUGAAGGAUUCGGUAAAUGGCAUGACGGCAUUUGGAUACGCGGCUUUGGUUGGGAAGGAGGCCAUUAUGAGGCUGCUUCUCGAUACGGGAAUGGUCGACAUUAACAUGAAAUCAUGUAGCGACCUCACCCCAUUACAUUUUGCUGCCCUAUACGAUCAAGAGGCUGCAGUGAGGUUACUACUUGAUACAGGAAAGGCCGAUGUUGAGUCAAGGUGUGAUGGUGGCGUGACACCACUCGUAUUGGUUGCUUGGGCUGGAUGCUCGGGUCAAGUCAAGUUACUGCUUGAUAGAGGAAAAGCUGAUGUUAACUCAAGAGGCGAGAAUGAUAAAACGCCAAUUAUAGCUGCUGCUGAACGGGGGCAUGAGAGUGUAGUGAAGCUGCUGCUUGAGACAGACGGGUUAGAUAUUGAUCUGAAGGAUUCUUUUGGACUCACCGCGAUCGACUACGCAGAAAAGAAUAAGCAUAAGGCUGUGAGGAAGUUACUGCAAGCUCGAUUGAGGACAUAG
Molecule: messenger RNA, 4299 nt
Organism: Clonostachys solani
Lineage: Eukaryota; Fungi; Ascomycota; Sordariomycetes; Hypocreales; Bionectriaceae
Source: the annotation of a GenBank genome assembly